AUGUCACGGCAUCCGUUGUCGGCCCCGGAGAUUGAAUCAAAUAAUCUGUUCUCUUGCUUCCACCAACCUUCCGACUUGGCACAAUCAUCUUUGUCGGCUCAGACCGGUGAGGCUUCUGAGACUGUCCAGAAAAGUCUAAUUCUCAAACCUAAACCGACAAAAGUAGGGAGAUCGAUUCAAACUUCGAAUCCCCGCCAUAACACUGCAGGCCAAGCUGCACCGAUCGAAAAGAAACGAAAUAAGCUUGGCUACCAUCGAACCUCCGUGGCAUGUGGUCACUGCCGAAGGAGAAAAAUUAGAUGUAUUCCAUCUGCAUCUGAUAAAAGAUGCUCAAAUUGUAUAAGGUUAAAGAAAGAAUGCAAUUUUUAUCCAGUUGACCAGCAAUCUCCUAAAGUUCUAGGUCGACGUGGUGCAAAGGUAUUAGAAGCAACUGAAAGAGCCACCAGCAGGGUAUCCUUGCCCACCACAAUUCCUGGUCAGGUGAUCGAUAUGUCAGCAACACUGACUUAUCCCGCUCACUUGGGUAUAGUUCCAGUUGCCACUGCAACUAGUCCUCAGAAGAAGCGUCGAAGAACAGGAGAGAACUAUACUUCAAGGGUAAAUGAAGUUGUGAAUUCUACGCUUGAACUUGGUUAUAAUACAGAUACCAACAAUACUGGGAUAGGUAACAAUUAUUGGCUACCAACGGGAGUUCCCGAGCAUACCGAAGAAGUAGAUCCUUACUUGCUCGCGAACUCAUUGGUACCCAGCUACCCACAGUUUACGUCCGGCCUGCAGUCCAAUCUGCUUACUGACUGGCCGCCAGCACACUCCGAGGUGUAUUCAAGAGAAAAUCCGACAUGGUCAGUCCCCACAAAAUUAACACCCUUUAGCAGCCUGCAAGGAGCCAUUCACUAUCCGUAUGAUAACAAUUCAUAUGGCUUUUACAACCCAGAUUAUACCCAAAAUAUAUGCACAAACCAGGCGGCGCACUCCACAGACUUUUAUUCAGCGCUAACCCCUACAGUUUCGAUCCCGAUCGCUGCAUCAGAAUCGACAUUGGCUUCAUUUACCGACAGGCAACUUCCUCAAGUGUCCAAUAUUCUUCCUCCUGCCCCUAUCUCUACUUGGGAACAACCCUAUGCUUUCCAGCAGCCGUCAGCACCAUCUACGGGGCUGUUUGAGGGAUGGAACGGGGAACAAAAUGGGAGGAUACCAUUAGAGGAGGAAUCUAGUCGUCAGGAUUUUACAGCCUUUGUGCAGAAUAAAUCUAGAAGUGACUUAUUCUACCCUACUAGUAAAGAGAGAUAA
This is a messenger RNA of Blumeria graminis f. sp. triticale, 1290 nucleotides long. The record is from the annotation of a GenBank genome assembly. NCBI's taxonomy places the organism in Eukaryota, Fungi, Ascomycota, Leotiomycetes, Helotiales, Erysiphaceae.